AUGUCCAUACUGGAAAUCCUUUUACACAAUGGUGUUACAGUCAAACAGGAGCACAGCGCCACCUGUCGUCCCCCAGCGGGAACGGUCUCUGAUUGGUUUCGGCCGUUGCCUGGAUACAACCCAACAAACGCGGACACAGACACAGCUGUUAACUCUAAUGAGCCACAACUAAAAAUCAUCCCUCACGGUCGACGAACAGGCUCCAGUAAACGAGCGUCCUCGGCUGAGGAAGCCAGCAGGAUGAUCCAGCCGCAGGAUCUCCGACAGGUCACCGUGUUAUCAAGGGGUGACUGGCUGAGGAUUCAAGAUGAACUGAACCAGGUUGAUAAAGACAAGGAGAGUGUGAGAGAGGCAGCGAAACAGAGAGAGGCCCUGCACCUGAAGUCAAAGGAGGUGGUGAAACUCUGGUCAAAUACCAUCGCUGGUCAAAGGCAAAAAAAGCUAGAGGCAAAGAAGAUCCGGGAGGAGAUUGAGGAGGAGAAAAAGCUGGCUGAUAAAGAAGAGGCAGAAUAUCGGCAGCAGCAGCGGAAAGAGGCCAUAGAAAAAGCUAAAACUAAGCUGUAUUAUCAAACCGACCGCGUUAAAGGGUUACAUCGCGGGCUCUUGCUGACAGAGGUGCUGAAGGAGAGGGAGGCUCAGAUUGAACUGAAGCAAAGAAACAAGAGUGCCUCUAAAGAUGUGGACAAACAAUACCUGGACAUGGUAAAGACCAGAGAGGACGAAGCCUCGAGACAGGAGAAGGAGAAGGCGCUUCAGAAAAAGCUUGAGAGGCAGGCUGUUGCAGAGGACCUGAAAAAACAGGUCAAAGAAAAUGAGCUAGUGAGAGAGAGACAGAAGUUAGAGGACGAGAGGGACAGAGAGGAAACCCAACGCCUUCAAGAGCUCUACCAGUGGGAGCAAAGAAUGGAGGAAGAAAGACAAGCAAAGCUAAAGAGAAACCUUAUGCACACUCAUCUGGAACAUAUUUCCAAUAGAGACCUCAUAAGAGCGACAGAUGCACAAAAACAAGAGUCGGAAGAGGAGCAAAGAAAACUUUUCCUCUCUGCAAAACAAAAAAUGAUUAAGUUGAGGAAAGACAAAGAGAAGGAAUUGUUCAGCAAAGCCCAGAUGAGCAGAGAGAGGAUCGUGAACGAGCUGAGUGCCACGCAGAAGGAGCAAGCUGAUGACGAGGAGAAGAGGAUUGCAAAGGCUGUCGCUGAGCAGGAUGCAAAACAGGCCCGACAGCAGAGGGAGGAGGAGGAGAAGAAGGCUGCCGUGUUAGAGUCCAUCACUGCACACAGAGAACUCAUGAGAAAAGAGAAGGAGCAGAGAGACAAAACAGCCCGACAGAGCGCCCGAGACGCACUUCAAGCCAAGAAAGAGGCAGACAGAAUAUUUUCUGAGAAACAGCAACUAAAGGCGCAGAAGUUCAAAGAAGAAGGAAAGAAACUACAAGACUUCUAUGCCACACAAAUGGCUGAAAAAAAUUGCCAGGCGUCAGCAGUUGAUAAGAGAGACGAACAGGAGUUUGAAGUGAAAAAUGCAGAGCUCAUAGCUGAAGAGGAAAACCAGUUUCAGCAGUAUGCAAAGGACAUCAUCAACGCAGCGGCGGAGGCUCAGAGAAACGUGUUUCCACUGUGCAAAGCUGCAGGGGAACGGACUGGAGGAGGACUUGGUACAGUUUUUUGUGGAGUCAGGCCCAGCUACCUGGUGCAGGACCGUACUGGGGCUCAAAUGCCCAAAUUUGUUUCUGAUGCCACUCAGAGCAUUAAAAAGCUUCAUGAAGCCGUAGAUAUUCAGGACGCAAAGAGGAGACUUGGGUUUACGUGGUCGUAG
Molecule: messenger RNA, 1815 nt
Organism: Plectropomus leopardus (leopard coralgrouper)
Lineage: Eukaryota; Metazoa; Chordata; Actinopteri; Perciformes; Serranidae
Source: RefSeq, a predicted model, not a curated record